AUGACCUCCAAUACUACUCAUAGCGAGGGCCCUGAUGCUGUCACGGCAAUCUCGCCAACCGAUGUCGAAUUAGCCCCCAUCACCAGUCACAGCAAACAGGAUGAUCCAUUCCUGGUCGCAUUUGCUGAGCCUUUCGAUGCAGAGAACCCAAAGGACUGGCGGACCGGUCGUAAAUGGGCUGUUACCGAUGUGCUCUCUGCAACCGGCUUCAAUCGAAUCAUGGUAUCAACGAUCAUCGCCCCAGCCCUAUCCACAAUCUCUGCAGAAUUCGACAUGAACUCCGCCGAGUCAGCGAUGGCUCUCUCGAUUUAUCUUCUUGCAACAGCGUUCGGUCCACUCUUUAUUGGCCCUUUGUCUGAGGUCUAUGGUCGCAAGCCAAUCCUCCACGCUUCAAAUGUCUGGUUCCUUAUCUGGAAUAUUGCCUGUGGCUUCGCUAGAAAUAAAGAAACGUUGAUCGCCUGUCGCUUUCUCGCCGGCUUUGGCGCUAGUGCCAUAUACGCUUUGGCGAAUGGUGUUUUGGGCGAUGUGUGGCGACCCGAACAGCGCGGGCGCUCUCUUGGAGUGUACAUGCUGAUUCCCUUGCUGGGAGCCGCUGUUGGUCCGAUCAUCGGUGGCUUCAUGGCGGAUCGUACGACUUGGCGCUGGAUGUUCUGGGCAACAUCUAUCUUCCAGGCAGUUAUGAUUCUAGUCUCUUUCACGGCUUUCCAAGAGACCUAUGAGCCUUUAAUCCUGCGCCGUCGUGCAGAGCGAAUUCGCGGGGAAACUGGCGACACGCGGUAUUACACUGUUCAUGAACGGAUCCAUGCGAACAAGUCCGCGCUAAGGAUCCUGGGACGCGCACUGGUCAGACCUGUCCGGCUUCUAGUUUCUCAUCCUAUCAUUCAAAUCUCUUCGCUCGUGUCGGCAUUCUACUAUGGAAUUCUGUACAUUGUUCUUUCUACCUUUUCAGAUCUAUGGAUUUAUCAGUAUCACCAAUCGGUGGAAACCAGCGGUUUGCACUACAUCGCAGUUGCAUUAGGCGAGAUUGUGGGGGCUCAGCUCUGUGGAAUGCUUAUGGACUCGCUCUACCAUCGUCUCAAAGCCCGUGCUAAUGGCGAGCAUACUCCUGAGCUUCGAACGCCUUCUGUUUUUCCAGGUGCUUUUAUCGGGCCGCUUGGCUUGUUUCUCUAUGGCUGGGCAGCUCAGUAUCGCCUCCAUUGGGCUAUUGUCGACCUUGGUGCUUUCAUUGCAAUGCUUGGCAUACAGAUUACAGGCAUGCCGUUGCAGGCAUAUAUCAUGGAGGCCUAUCCGGAACAUACAAGUAGUGCCGGGGCCGCUUCUCAGUUUCCACGCAGUCUGACGGCAUUCUUGUUCCCUUUGUUUGCGCCAACUAUGUACAAGGUACUUGGAUAUGGGUGGGGAAACACUACAAUUGCAUUUAUAGGACUGGUCGUCGGACUGCCAGCUCCUUUGAUUCUAUGGUAUUACGGUGCAAGGCUGAGGGCCAGGGCACAAGCAAGCUAUUAA
This is a messenger RNA of Penicillium waksmanii, 1506 nucleotides long. Its product is annotated as MFS transporter. The coding region runs from base 1 to 1506 and encodes 501 amino acids. Gene Ontology annotation, molecular function: transmembrane transporter activity. Lineage: Eukaryota; Fungi; Ascomycota; Eurotiomycetes; Eurotiales; Aspergillaceae. Gene Ontology annotation, biological process: transmembrane transport. Gene Ontology annotation, cellular component: membrane. The transcript has a single exon. The record is from RefSeq and is a predicted model, not a curated record.